Phycomyces blakesleeanus NRRL 1555(-) is the source of this 912-nucleotide messenger RNA. RefSeq lists its product as hypothetical. Lineage: Eukaryota; Fungi; Mucoromycota; Mucoromycetes; Mucorales; Phycomycetaceae. The transcript has 8 exons. Bases 1 to 912 code for a protein of 303 amino acids. The record is from RefSeq and is a predicted model, not a curated record.
AUGAAUGCAAUAUGUAAGGCAUUCAAGAACAAAGGGUCUUCAAGAAUAAACUUUGAAGAAAAGUCGAUUAUUGUUCAGUCCACUGUACAAAGUAUAGUUAUUAAUAUUUUGAAUAAUAACUGGUACCAGAACAGGUUAAAAGAGCUAAAAAAAGGAGACCAAAAGACAAAAGAUACAGAUCGGCGCAGAAGCUGUUUGCUUAAGAUGCAUGCUACCAGUGUCUCAACUCCUGGGGCAUGUUAUGAAAUAGCUUUAAUCGGUGGAGCAAGCCAAUGUCUCGCUGAGGCGUGUACAAAGAUUGAUCCGCUAUCUUCGGUACCAGAUUCAAAUCAUGUUUGUGGGGAUCCGGUGCUGCCAGAAAAUAGCACCAUAAAUGACGAUAUAAUCAGACAGAAAUUUGUUGGACUCUGCCAGCUUUUGAGGGACAUUCUAGAUAAUAGAGUAAUACUGAAGACUCUGUCAGAAGCUCCAGGAAGAUUCACUCAUUUACAGCCGUGCUUGUUUUCUUUAAUUGAAUCUAAACAUAACAGCCACUGCGAGUACGAUGUGAAGAGACUGCCUCUUCCACAAAUAUUUAGUGUGUUCCCCACCCUUUCCUUGCACAGGCGUUCUUUAACUUUGUCUGUAAACACAUUAUCCGUGUCUCUUCUUGUUCCAGGCAUUGAGAAUUCAAACAACAAAUGUUUGGAAACUUGGUCAGGUUGGACGUCCUCAGUGUCGAUUUUUUUGAUCUACAAAAGACGAAGCGACCAGAAGGAAAUGGCUACCAAGAUUAAUCAAAUUGAUCUCAAACUUGAUGAUUUUGGUAGUCGAGAAGUUGAAGAAUCACAUCUCCCAAUAUCAGUUGACCCCCCCCGGAAGAAACCCCGUUUUUUUUGUGCAGUAGCUGAUUUAGACCGUGAUGGUCGAUGA